AUGCCUCCCACUCGAUACAACCUGCGCCCACGGAUAAGAAAAUGGCCAUAUAAUAUCUACAGACGGUUUGACCCUCGACCAAGGCCCGCCACACCGGAUAACGAUCGAGAUGAAAUAUUCUCUCGAGUCAUCUCCAAAGCACCGAAACGAGACACGCCACUGCUUUACCAGGAGCCGGAGAAAUGGACACGAGAGCAUCUACGCAUCGCGAAUGUCGAGCAUGAAGUCGAUGUACCGAUUGAAAGGAUUAUAGACCCACGGUAUAUCCCGCCGGAUGAUAGUAAAAAAUUUCGAAAGAUGGAAAAGUACUUGCGAAAUCCUCCCUGGCUCGACCCAGGAGCCGACAGGCCCGAUAGAUCAAAAGGCAUCGAUCCGACAAUCCCAUUCUUCAACUUCUUCACAGCCAUCCAGUAUGGCACGAACUGUGGAACGCUCGACUCUGGAGGUGUCCAUGAUACUAUUGAUCUGAUUGACGAUAUUGUGAAGGAGGUAUUUCGUGAUAGACGGAUACGCGUAAGACAGCACGACCACAUCCCGCUCACAGCGUUCGGUCUCUGGCGGAAGGAGCGGUACGGACAGAGAGUUGACGCGACUAUCUCGUGUGUCAGCUCCAAUAGGACGGAUGGGGUGCUGAGACUGGUAUCUGGGAUUCCGUUGGCUGUUAUCACGGCACCCCGCAAACGAGGCGAGCUCGGUAUGGCGCGGUACGAGAUCCCGCAACUACUCCUUCAGCUAAACAUGGUCUACAACUUCGACGCUACACGAGGAGAAUACGAUGCAUUCCUCGUCAGUUUUGACGAACCCUUUCGGUAUACAUUUAUCCGCGCGGUUGCAUCAGCGGACUAUAUCCGGUCUAUUCGAGGUAACGAGCCGGCAAAAGGCGCGUUGAAAGUCCUGCGGUCGAGACGAUAUGAUAUUGCGGGCAUGGAUUGGGUUGCGCGGAUGGAGUUUCUGAGAAAUAUGAUUGGGCUCUGCAGAUAUUUGGUCAGUAGGCCUGAGUAUAAGUUUCCGGUGCAUGAGAUUUAG
Molecule: messenger RNA, 1026 nt
Organism: Aspergillus calidoustus
Lineage: Eukaryota; Fungi; Ascomycota; Eurotiomycetes; Eurotiales; Aspergillaceae
Source: the annotation of a GenBank genome assembly